Molecule: messenger RNA, 1352 nt
Organism: Phaedon cochleariae (mustard beetle)
Lineage: Eukaryota; Metazoa; Arthropoda; Insecta; Coleoptera; Chrysomelidae
Source: the annotation of a GenBank genome assembly
ACGAAAUCGGCCAAUAGGCGUUGGUGCCGACGUAGGGAAAAAAUAAUACGAAACUUGUCACACCAAUUAAUCAUUCCAGAAUUACGUCAUUUGACAGGUUGCUGAGGGGCAAACAUUGUGUUUUGUCAAGAUUUGUCAUAUAAAACCAGAAUUAGUGGGAUCGUUUUCCUUGGAAUCCGAGUUGGAACCAGAAAGAAUUUCAUAAUUUUGUUUGGUGAAACUGUUAUUAUAUUGUGGAUGUGGCAGGGACGGCCAGGGCAAUGCUCAUCGAAGGUAACUUAACAGAUAGUUUGUGUGCCCCUCAAGAAACCAUGUCAAAAUCACGUGUUCUAGAAUGAUCAAUAUGGUUGUCUCCAUCCUUAACUUUCCGUCCUUAUAGAUUCAAAAAUAGGCGAUGCGCCAUAUAUAGAAAUAGUAGAUAUAUAGUCUAAAAUGGUCUAAACCAUAGACAAACCUUUCUCUAUGGUCUAAACUCAGUGGUCUAAACAUAGAAUCAUCAACUUCAAACUUCAACCUGUGCUUCAACUCAAAAGCUCAAAAGCAAAACUCAAACUGCUCUUCAAAACAAACCUCAGGAAUUCAGCUUAUUUUCUGCAUCAUCAACCAAGGUCAACAAAUUUGUUUACGUAGGUAGAUAAAGUUGUUUACAAUAUUUCACGUUAACGUACGUUCAUGGAAUGAGCACUUUUGAUCCAAACCACCUUCGAUUAAGUUUCUGAUAAUUGUGAUAAGUCCUCUUGAAAAAUGUCUAGCCCAUCUGACUCCGAGCUGAAAGCUGGACAUCCACCAGCCGUAAAAGCUGGAGGUAUGAGGAUUACUCAGCAUAAAACAAGAAAAGAUUCUGGUGGAAUAUCCGAGGAUGUGACUGGUAUCACUGUGUCGGGAAGCCCACCUAAAACGACCACAAUAUCUGGUGCUAUUCCUAAGGGAAAUGCAGAUUUUCCAGCUGAGGCAGUUCAGAGUUUUCAUAAAGAUAAACCUCCAGCAACGCACGCUAAUAAACCAUUGCUAAACAUUCAACAACCAAGAAAGUGAAUGUUUCUUUUUUAUAACUAUUAUAUGGGGCCUCUCAUAAAUAAUGGGUUUUUUCUAGCUUGUUAGUAUUUUCAAAAGUGUCUCGUUUCAAAUUCAUUUUUCAUUUUAUAAUUUUUAUUCUCCAGUUAGAUAUCUGACUGGAAAUGAUGAAAAUUAUUUUUUAUUCAAGUUAUCAGUUUUGAGAGAUCAGAGUAUUUCUUGUGACUUAUUGAUGUAUUCAUAUAUUUUAUGAAGAGGUUAUAUAUAGAAAGUAGUUGAGUUAUAUAAAUAAGUAAGCACUUUUAUCUGGAUUUCUAAUAAAGUAUAUUUACUGAACA